This is a messenger RNA of Fusarium mangiferae, 561 nucleotides long. RefSeq lists its product as uncharacterized. The record is from RefSeq and is a predicted model, not a curated record. Lineage: Eukaryota; Fungi; Ascomycota; Sordariomycetes; Hypocreales; Nectriaceae. The transcript has 3 exons. The coding region runs from base 1 to 561 and encodes 186 amino acids.
AUGGGUACCAAUUUGGCAAAGCCCGGGGAAAUCCCUGGGGCCAAGGAACUUCCGCCGUUAUCGAAAGAUGAGUUCGACGUCUGCAAUCGUCUUGCAAUGCGAAUGGAUCGAUUUCAUGACCAUUUCCGAUACAUGUGGGAAAUGCUCUACCUUGCCGCUGAUACCCAGCAACGGCCAUCAAAUCUUUCGCUGAAACAAUUCAUUGAUACAGGUAUCCGAUUUAUCGAUAACCUCGAAGGACAUCACGGAAUCGAAGAACGGUAUAUCUUUCCGAUACUUGCGAAGAAAAUGCCAGAGUUCAGGUCCAAUACGCGCAACCAAGCGGCCGCCGAGUUACUCCAGCAGCACGAGGAGAUCCAUAGUGGAAUAACAGCAAUGCGGCAGUACUUGAAAGCGUGCCGGUCCGGUAAUAUUGAGUUUCGGUUUGGUGUUCUCCGAAGCAAGAUGGAACCAUGGGGCAAGACGCUGCUGAAGCACCUGGAUCAGGAAGUCAAGACAUUGGGAGCUGAAAGCAUGAGACGAUACUGGACACUCGAAGAGAUGGACGAGUUUCCAUUCUAG